UUUCUUUUUUCCAACUAAACAACUUCUCGGGGCAAUGCCUUUUUUCAUACAGGUGAUAACUUACUCUAAUUUUCUUCAGUGUAAAGCCAUGUCUCCCUUCGUAGUUAUCUUAAUAUUUAGUGUAUCUUUAUGCGCUGGAAGGACUUUGGACGAACAACUUGCGUUAUUAACAAGAGAUAAACGUUAUAUUACUUAUACGUACAACAGUGCUAUUGGUAUGUUCCUUGCGUUUGCCAUCCCUGUCGUUUCUGAAUUUGAGGAGAUUCCAGACAGGGAUGUCCUUUUUUCAUACAACUUCGAGGCCAAUUACAAUCUACCGACUAACAUCUCCUACUACGAUUUGACGCCUCCAGAAAGGAGCUUUUUCAAUUUUAACCGAAGCACCGUGUACGGACUUUUUGAGAGGCGUUUGAACAAUUUGAACGUCAACGGGAGACAAUGCCUUCUGCGACUCAUAUGUGAUAUGGCACGAACUCCUAUCUCUCACAAUGGCCUCAUAGGAAGACUCCUACACAUAUUAUUUAUGCCGUCAACCUCGGAGAGUGAAUACUUAGUUGAAGAAGAACAAGCUGAACAAGACGGUAUAAAUGACUUCGACUGUUCGCUUAAAUAUUUUAAAUGUCCUCAUAGCAUUAUCGAUACAAUAUCUUAUCUAGCUUAGCUUUUUUAUUGAUUUAAU
Cimex lectularius (bed bug) is the source of this 679-nucleotide messenger RNA. RefSeq lists its product as uncharacterized. The transcript has 5 exons. Lineage: Eukaryota; Metazoa; Arthropoda; Insecta; Hemiptera; Cimicidae. The coding region runs from base 35 to 661 and encodes 208 amino acids. The record is from RefSeq and is a predicted model, not a curated record.